Messenger RNA from Stegastes partitus (bicolor damselfish), 1758 nucleotides. RefSeq names its product solute carrier family 6 member 4b (gene slc6a4b). The transcript has 13 exons. Gene Ontology annotation, molecular function: serotonin binding; serotonin:sodium:chloride symporter activity. The record is from RefSeq and is a predicted model, not a curated record. Lineage: Eukaryota; Metazoa; Chordata; Actinopteri; Pomacentridae. The coding region runs from base 1 to 1758 and encodes 585 amino acids. Gene Ontology annotation, cellular component: synapse; neuron projection; plasma membrane. Gene Ontology annotation, biological process: serotonin uptake; amino acid transport; sodium ion transmembrane transport.
AUGGCCGGCAGUCUGACCCACCAAGGCUCCCCGAACCCGGGCUACAGCUCCAACAACGCCGUCCCGGUGCCGGCCAUCACCCAGACGGACUCCAGGGACAAAUGGAGCAAAAAGAUGGAUUUUCUCUUGUCGGUCAUUGGCUUUGCGGUGGACCUGGGGAAUGUUUGGAGGUUUCCGUACAUAUGUUACCAAAACGGAGGCGGUGCUUUCCUUAUCCCCUACAUAUUGAUGGCCAUCUUCGGUGGCGUGCCGCUCUUUUACAUGGAGCUGGCACUGGGACAGUUCCACAGAACCGGAGCCAUAUCCAUAUGGAAACACAUCUGUCCCAUUUUCAAAGGGCUAGGAUAUGCCAUAUGUAUCAUCGCUCUGUACGUGUCCUUCUACUACAACACCAUCAUCGCCUGGGCCCUCUUCUACUUCUACUCCUCCUUCUCCAGCAUCCUGCCCUGGACAAACUGUGACAACGUGUGGAACACCCCCAACUGCACCAACUACUUUGGCAGGGACAACGUCACCUGGACGGAUUCCUCCAGAUCUCCAGCAGAGGAAUUUUACACGAGAAAUGUUCUGGAGAUCCACAAGUCGUCGGGGCUGAGGGAUGUCGGGGGCGUUCGCUGGCAGCUGAUGCUCUGCCUUUUCCUCAUUUUCACUAUAGUGUAUUUCAGCCUCUGGAAAGGCGUGAAGACUUCAGGGAAGGUAGUGUGGGUGACCGCCACCUUGCCCUACAUUGUGCUUUUCAUCCUGCUCAUUCGAGGCGCCACUCUGCCGGGAGCCUGGAGAGGUGUGGUGUUUUACCUCAAACCUCAGUGGGACAAGCUGCUGGAGACCAGUGUUUGGGUGGAUGCUGCUGCUCAGAUCUUCUUCUCUCUGGGGCCGGGGUUCGGGGUCCUCCUGGCUCUCUCCAGCUACAACCCCUUCACUAAUAACUGCUAUCGUGACGCCAUCGUGACCAGCUUGGUAAACUGUCUGACCAGCUUCGUGUCGGGGUUCGUAAUCUUCACGGUGCUCGGCUACAUGGCGGAGAUGAGGAAGGUCGAGGUUGAGGAUGUAGCCAGGGAUAAAGGACCGAGUUUACUCUUCAUCACCUACCCAGAGGCCAUCGCGAACAUGAUGGGCUCCACCUUCUUUGCAAUCAUCUUUUUUGUGAUGAUGAUCACGCUGGGUCUGGACAGCACGUUUGGGGGGCUGGAGGCGAUCAUCACCGCUGUGUUGGAUGAAUACCCCGAUCAUUUCUCUCACAGACGGGAACUUUUUGUUCUGGGCUUGGUGGUUGUCUGUUUUUUGGGCUCUCUAAGCACCCUUACAAACGGUGGAGCCUAUGUGGUGAAGCUGCUGGAGGAAUUCGGAGUAGGAAGCUCCAUUAUUGCAGUGGGUUUCCUUGAGGCCAUUGCAGUUUCUUGGUUCUAUGGUAUCAAAAGAUUUAGCAAUGACGUUCAGGCCAUGCUGGGCAAAGCUCCAGGGAUGUUCUGGAAAGUGUGCUGGGUUGCCAUCAGUCCAGCAUUUCUGGCGUAUAUCAUCGUGAGCUCCAUGCUGAAAGCGCCGCCCCUCACGCUGUUUGAUUAUAAGUAUCCGGAUUGGAGCAUCACAGUCGGGUACAUCAUCGGCUUCUCGUCCUUCAUGUGGAUCCCCAUCUACAUGGUCUACAAGCUGGUGUGGACCCCUGGUUCUCUGAAACAGAGGUUGGCGGUGUGUCUGAGACCAGAGAGGACCAUCCCAGACAUCCACGCCGACAACCUCAACAUGGCUACAGUGCCAUAG